This is a messenger RNA of Microtus oregoni (creeping vole), 1557 nucleotides long. RefSeq names its product coiled-coil-helix-coiled-coil-helix domain containing 3 (gene Chchd3). Bases 176 to 874 code for a protein of 232 amino acids. Gene Ontology annotation, cellular component: mitochondrion; MICOS complex. The transcript has 9 exons. Gene Ontology annotation, biological process: inner mitochondrial membrane organization. Lineage: Eukaryota; Metazoa; Chordata; Mammalia; Rodentia; Cricetidae. The record is from RefSeq and is a predicted model, not a curated record.
UGACCGGAGGAGGCGGGCUUUUGGAACCGGCGCCUUCUCCUUGCUUCUUGGGGUCGUGGCCUUGCUCCUGCAGGGCAAGGGAAGCGUUCCAGGGUCCUGACGCGCAGGUGUGCGCGUGGGUCCUGACGUGCUCGCGGGUCCACGCGCGGACUCUGCGGGGACAGAAGCAGGAGCCAUGGGCGGGACGGCCAGCACCCGCCGGGUCACCUUCGAGACUGACGAGAACGAGAACAUCACCGUGGUGAAGGGCAUCCGGCUUUCAGAAAAUGUCAUCGACCGGAUGAAGGAGUCCUCUCCGUCUGGCCCUAAGUCUCAGCGGUAUUCCAGUAUUUAUGGUGCUUCAGUUUCUGAUGAAGAAUUGAAAAAAAGAGUAGCCGAGGAGCUGGCAUUGGAGCAAGCUAAGAAGGAAUCAGAAAACCAGAGACGCCUUAAGCAAGCCAGGGACCUAGAACGAGAGAGGGCUGCAGCCAAUGAGCAGCUGACCAGAGCCAUCCUUCGGGAAAGGAUAUCCAGCGAGGAGGAACGCUCGAAGGCAAAACAUCUGGAUAUUGAAGAUAAAGCUCGGCAGCUGGAAGAGAAAGACCGAGUGAUACGGAAGCAGGAUGCAUUUUACAAAGAGCAGCUGGCCAGACUGGAGGAGAGGAGCUCAGAGUUCUACAAAGUCACCACCGAGGAGUAUCAGAAAGCUGCUGAAGAGGUGGAAGCCAAGUUCAAGCGGUAUGAAUAUCAUCCAGUCUGUGCAGAUCUGCAGACCAAAAUCCUCCAGUGUUACCGCCAGAACACCCAGCAGACCCUCAGCUGCUCCGCUCUGGCCAGCCAGUACAUGCACUGUGUCAACCAUGCCAAACAGAGCAUGCUGGAGAAGGGAGGAUAAAGUUACCCCCGAGAACAUGCAACGCUCCUUCAACGUUAAUUCCAGAGGUGGAACAUUUUUUCUUUUCCUAGUAAGAAAAUGACCCAAUUAAAGAGAAGACCACUAAAGACAGACAGGCAUUGGAAAAUGGACUCGACAGAAUCAUAACGUGUUUUGAUCAACAGUUUAAAAGGCCAACGUCUAGAUCAAGGAUCAGUCAUCAAAGAACACUGUUAAGUGUUAAUGAAACUCACAAAUGAAUAAAAGAGAAAGGCAGUCCACUGCACCUUUUUUUACUCUUUCCAACUCUUACUGACAUAGAAUGUUCUUUUCACUCCAGGCUCCACCAUUUAGUGACCUCUACUCUGAGAAAGCUGGGAGGGGGGACGUUAAACUAUUUCACAUGGAGACACAGCAAGUACCCACUGGGCUGGAGCAGCAGUGUGGACUGGCCUGGGCUGUGGGGCCUAGGGUGUUCUUCUCCCAUUAUGUAAGAGCUACUUCAUUGUAACAUUGUGAUCAUGCGAGAAAGACAAAAAGGAGAGAAAAUGUACCUCUUUUACUGGAAUAAUGUUUAUGAUUGCAAGUGAAAUAAGGCAUUUUUAUCAAUAUAAAGCAAACCUUGGCUUAUGCAACUUCUGUAGUGAAAACUGACAACUUCACUCACUAUCAAUAAUAAAUCUAUUUUCUGACAAAGACUGGCA